Messenger RNA from Osmerus eperlanus (European smelt), 3240 nucleotides. Its product is annotated as potassium voltage-gated channel subfamily A member 10-like. Gene Ontology annotation, biological process: potassium ion transmembrane transport; protein homooligomerization. NCBI's taxonomy places the organism in Eukaryota, Metazoa, Chordata, Actinopteri, Osmeriformes, Osmeridae. Gene Ontology annotation, molecular function: protein binding; delayed rectifier potassium channel activity. The coding region runs from base 590 to 2296 and encodes 568 amino acids. The record is from RefSeq and is a predicted model, not a curated record. The transcript has a single exon. Gene Ontology annotation, cellular component: voltage-gated potassium channel complex; membrane.
CUUCCAUCUCCUCCCUUAUCAGGGUCAUGGCAGACUGCUUGAUGCCUGGAAUAGGGAUGUUAGUGUCAAGCAGGCACAGUUAGGCGGCAGUUAGUUGAAAGCAGGGGGAAUAUUAACCAGAUAUGGACCAAGGAAAUGUUGUCUAGAGUAGGACUGAAUGUUUGCGGUGAAGGAAUGAGAAUAUUUUGAGAUAUUCAAACAAAUGACUGUGUCAGUGAUGAAUAAAUAUUGUUUUUCUGAUUUGCUAUUUUUCCCAAUUUCCAUCUAUGUGACUCAUCAAAUGCUCUAAUAAUAACUGGUGAAAUAGUCAAGGGGAAAUACAUUUUUUAGAAAUUAAUUUUCUUCUCUUUGCUCUCUCACCCUCUCGCUCCCUCUUUCUCCCUCCCUCUUACUCUCUCUCUAUCUCCCUCUUUCUCCCUCUGCCCCUCUCUCUGUGUAGGUGUCCAAGGGAGAAAGGUGGUGUAGCUGUGUUCCUGUCCUAUAGCGGACACACCAUUCUCGGUUCUGCUGCCCGAGCCGUACAUCCUCAACCCCUGGCGUCUUCCUAGCCUGGGGCCUUGAGCCAGGCCGUUGCUGACCAGCAGCAGUCAUGGAUGUGGCUUUGGUGGACUUCGAGAGCCUGCUCGACAUCAACAGCAGCCUGGAGGACGAGCUGGACAACCCAGACUACGCCAAUGAGACCACCGCCCUCACCCUGGACAUGCCCCCAGAUCUCAGUCCUGGGAGCAACUACCACCUCCGCCACCCCCAGACCUCAUGCCUGGCCUCGAACCCCUCCCACCACAGCCCCUCGCCCCUCAGGGGGGCCGUUCCCGGCUCCCCCACCAGGCCGCCUCAAGGCAGGCGAGGCCGCCCCAGUUGCGCCAGCAUGAUCUCCAACUGGAGGCUGCUGCUGAACAGCGAGGGGACUCAGAGCGAGGCCAUCUUCAGCAGGCUGGCCAAGGAGUGCUGCGAGGACCUGUUUGUGGACAAGCGGGGCCUGGAUGACGGCGACCAGAAGGUCAUUAUCAACAUCGCUGGCCUUCGCUUCGAGACUCAACUCAAGACCCUGGACCAGUUCCCCGAAACGUUGCUAGGAGACCCCGCGAAGAGGAUGAACUACUUUGACCCCAUGAGGAACGAGUAUUUCUUUGAUCGGAACCGGCCGAGUUUUGACGGGAUCUUGUAUUACUACCAGUCCAGAGGGAAGAUUCGGCGUCCUGCCAAUGUUCCGUUGGACGUGUUUGCUGACGAGAUUCUGUUCUAUGAGCUGGGGGCCGAGGCCAUGGAGCAGUUCAGGGAAGACGAAGGCUUUAUCAAAGAAGCGGAGAUCCCUCUGCCCACGAACGAAGUGCACCGGCAGUUCUGGCUGCUGUUUGAGUACCCGGAAAGUUCCAACGCGGCGCGCGGCGUAGCGCUCGUCUCCGUCUUUGUCAUCGUGAUCUCCAUCAUCAUCUUCUGCGUAGAGACGCUCCCUGAGUUCCGGGAGGAAAUGGACCGGAUCAUUCCCACGGCGAUGCAGCCCUUCAACCAAUCGGGAGGCUCGGCCCCUGCCUUCACCUCCCCCUUCUCCGACCCCUUCUUCAUCAUCGAGACGGCCUGCAUCGUGUGGUUCUUCUUCGAGCUGUGCGUGCGCUUCGUGGUGUGCCCCAGCAAGAGGGACUUCUUCCACAACCUCAUGAACGUCAUCGACCUCGUCUCCAUCAUCCCCUACUUUGUCACCGUGGUGACGGAGAUGGUCAGCAUGCCCCAGGAGAACUCGAGCCAGAACAUGUCGCUGGCCAUCCUCCGCAUCAUCCGUCUGGUGCGGGUGUUCCGUAUCUUCAAGCUCUCGCGCCACUCCAAGGGGCUCCAGAUCCUGGGCCAGACUCUCAAGGCCAGCAUGCGAGAGCUGGGCCUGCUCAUCUUCUUCCUCUUCAUCGGGGUCAUCCUCUUCUCCAGCGCCAUCUACUUUGCCGAAGUGGACGAGCCCAGCACGCAGUUCAUCAGCAUCCCCGACGGCUUCUGGUGGGCGGUGGUGACCAUGACGACCGUGGGCUACGGGGACAUGUGUCCCAUCACCAUGGGGGGCAAGAUGGUGGGCACCCUGUGCGCCAUCGCCGGCGUGCUGACCAUCGCCCUGCCCGUGCCCGUCAUCGUGUCCAACUUCAACUACUUCUACCACCGCGAGACGGAGGGUGAGGACAAGCCGCCGCUGGUGGAUGCCGUGGAGCAGGCCAUGAAGACAGACGUGGAAGCCAAGCAAGGGAGCUGCUCCUCGUUGAACAAGGCCAAUGGGACCUGGCAAAGUGACAAAGGAAAUUACACUGGCCUGUGAGGACAGAGGAGAGACGCCCAACCGGAAGAGAUUUUUUUUUAACCUGAACAAACUUUUUGUAUUAACUCUUGGUAAUAGCUUUGAAGUUUUGGGACCCCACUAGUAGCAGAUGUCAAAGAGGAAUGGAUCAAAUCAUUUGUGAUUAGGUAGAUUCUUUAUAAGGUCGCCAAUGGUGGUUAGAAUGGACAACCGUUACCUCUUGUUCAAAUACACUUACUGUUAGCAACCAUGCAAAUAGUUACAUCUUGCAACCAUGUAAAUAACAACAGCCUAUAUUAGAUUAGGUACAUUACAUUACAUGCGUUUUCAUCCAGUAACUAAGUCAGAACACUAUCGAUUGAUUUACCUCCAGGUCCUACAUCUUUCAGAGUAGUGUUCAGCCAGCAUCCUUCAUAUGACAGUAUCCUAGAUUUAAAGCAAUUUGUAUGUUUAUAUGUUUUGUUGACCAGUUUGUGCACCUUCUGGUUCUACAUUUACUCAUUAGAUAACGAAUACUGUAUUUAUUUCAUGAUGAUGUUAUUUAUUAUACUCAAAUGUACUUAUUUGUUUGUAGUCGGUUAAAGUACUUCUAGAUUACUUUAGUUAUUACAGUUUAAACAGCUACUCAAUCAUACUGUGGACUGACAGUGAGUGCCUUGUGGUGUAACUUUGGAAACUUCUGAUGUUAUCAACAUACUGGAUGAAAAAAAUGAAUACCCCCUUUAAAAAUUACUUUACCAGCACAAUAAUCUGAAUACUCAUUAAAAAAAAACGAUAAAAAAUCAAAUAAUGAAGUAUCUCAUGUGAGUGUCCAGGUACACCCCUAAUGAACUGAUAAUGGUGGGCCCAUCAGCAUGUCAUUAGCUGUCUAUAUUUCAUCUUGAAUGAUAUCAUUGUAAGGGGGCAUUAGCAUGUUGUGAAAGGGGGCAAAAAUAUUUUAACCACAAUAAUACGUAAAGUAAAUA